Messenger RNA from Microbotryum saponariae, 612 nucleotides. The record is from the annotation of a GenBank genome assembly. NCBI's taxonomy places the organism in Eukaryota, Fungi, Basidiomycota, Microbotryomycetes, Microbotryales, Microbotryaceae.
AUGAACAACAACAAGCCGUUCACGUACCCGAUCAACACCGGCAUCUCCUACUCGUUCACCAACGACGGCUACUUUGAGGAAUCCCAGUACCGCUUCUUGGGAAAUGGUCAGUUUCAGAAUCGGCGUGGACUAGGACUUUGCGACGGGCUCGGCGCUUUGACCGCUGACACCCUCUCUUUACGCAUAGGCUCGAAACCUACCUGCUCGAAAGCCGUCGCGAUCUGGCAACACGGUCGUUACUACUUCCACGACAACGGAUCGGUGACGAUGGACCCGAGCAUCUUCUCCGCCGACGGACGCGUGCUCGUCCAGGACCCUUGCGCGGCCCAGACCGAAAUCCUGACCUACUACAACCAGCCUGAGCUGUUCAACGGGUGGAACAUCACGAUCGAUAAUCAUCACCAAGCUUAUAUGCUUCAGUUGGUUCGGUUCGAUGGGAGUUUUUUCCCGAGGUGCGUGGACGCAAAUCGGUGCGGGUGUUGGGCAAUUAGGGAGAGAACUCAUCCUUCGUUGAGCGUGUCCAAGCAGGUUGUACUUGACUGUUCGACCACCGACGAUGUUGCCGACUGCCGAUUUGACCGCUGCAACGUGAGUCGACGCACGCGAACAUAA